Messenger RNA from Haemonchus placei, 2451 nucleotides. The record is from the annotation of a GenBank genome assembly. Lineage: Eukaryota; Metazoa; Nematoda; Chromadorea; Rhabditida; Trichostrongylidae.
AUGAUCUACUCUUCCGAGACGAUAGAUCCCUUUUCAAACCAAUCUACCUAUAAUGUGUUUGCCCUUGUCAUGGGAGGCGGAGUGGCUGGAAGCUCAGUUGCUUACCAUCUCACGAAGAGGAAUAUAAAAGAUGUAAUUCUUCUAGAAAAAGAAGCAGUUGCGGCACCGACUGGAACGUCUUUCCAUUCACCGGGACUUGUGUCGGCAAGUCACCCAGCCCAUCGAUAUAAACCAAUACUUGCGUAUUCAGUAGAAUUGUAUAGCAGACUUCAAGAUGAAACUGGCGAGGUAUUGACUGGCACAAUACGUCUUGCUACAAAUCCAACUAGACUUCAAGAGUUCAAACGUUAUGUCGCUAGGGACUAUUACAAGGAAGGAGAUGCAUGCAAAACUUCAUUGCUAACUCCUGAAGAAGUUGCUGAAAUCGCUCCGGUAGUAGACACCAAGCAAAUUCUGGGUGCAUUGUACACAACGAACGAUGGUAUGAUUUCAGCUUCGGGGCUGAACAAAGCUUUAGUGGUCGGUGCGAAAGCUGGAGGUGUGGAAGUGAUCAAUUCUAAUCCAAAUUCGGUUCGAUAUGACAAGGAGAAAGGUGUCUGGCAUGUGGAGUUAGCCAAUGGUUCACUAGUCACCGCAAAGAAUUUGCUGAAUGCUGGAGGAAUUUGGGCUAACGAUAUUGCUCAUCUCUCCGGUCAUGAGUUACCAAUGGUCAUUGCUGAACAUCAGUACGCUACGCUCAAGCCGAGCUCACCUCCUCCUAAUACUCCUGCCGUGAUCGAUCAUGAUAGCACUUUUUAUCUUCGCAAAUUUGGUGACAAUUUUAUUUUUGGUGGUUUUGAACCUAUGGAGAAAGUGGUUUUCAGAGAAGAUUGGUAUCGAAAAGGGGUCCCAUCCGAGGGUUCUCGUGCAAUUCAACCGGAAUUUUCACGUUUGGAAGAAGCCCACAAUCGUGCGUGCGAGCUCGUUCCCUCGAUCAGAAAUGCUCAAGUGGAGGCUAAGGCCGCGCUUUUCAGCAUGACGCCGGAUGGGUAUCCAUUGGUAGGACCGUUUGAUAAGGAUUAUUGGGUGUCAACAGGUUUUCUAGAUGGUGUCAGUAGCGGUGGUGGAAUAGGAAGAUAUAUUGCUGAUUGGAUGGCAGAUGGUGAACCACCAUUGGAAUUAUUCGAUACCGAUGCGAGCAGAUAUGAUAGAUGGGCAACGAGACAGUUUAUUGUGGACAAAAGCCGUGAAACAUAUUCGAUGUUCUACAAUUGGUCAUACACGAACAGAUUGGGUGGACGUCCAACUGAUCGUGUCAGUGGAGUCUAUGGAAUGCUUAAAAGGGACAAAGGACACUUCUCAUUUCGUAAUGGAUGGGAGGUUCCGCAAGUCUUUGAUAUAGAUGAGGAAGGAAUGUUGUCUACACUAAGUCGAGAGUAUCAAAUGGUGACAAACAAGUGCGGAGUUAUUGACAUGUCGUGGAAAGGAAAAAUCGAGGUGAAAGGAGAAGAUUCGAAUGCUCUUAUGAAUUAUGCGAUUUGUACUCAGAUCCCACCUCUCGGCAAAAUAGGAUCCGGGUUGAUGCUAACUCGACAAGGUCGUCUGUUCGCACCGCUAAAAAUAUUUCAUCACGAUGACACUCGUUCCGCCUUUAUUAUGCUGACUGAGCCUGAGAGAGAAAGCAGAGAUAUCUAUUGGCUCCGACGGGCUGCGAGAGAGAAGAAGUUCAACGUACAAGUGAAUUGUGUAUCAGAGUACCUUGCCUCACUUGCUCUAGUAGGACCGAACAGCAGGAAGGUUCUAUCUGAACUUACCAAGUCGGAUGUGUCGGAAGAAGGCUUUCCUCAGCGUUCAACUCGUUUAAUGCGACUGGGACUGGUGGCAGUUGUGUGCGCUCGCAGUUCAACGUCUACUGGGCAACUCAGCUUUGAGCUGUUUCAUAAUCGUGCCGACUCGGCCAGACUUUAUCAGGAAAUUAUGCGUGCUGGUGCGCCAUAUGGAGUGGUAAACUUUGGUCAAGCGACAAUGAACAUGAUGCGGUUGGAACAUGGAUAUAAAAUUUGGGGAAGGGAACUCACCCUAGAUACGAAUCCCUUCGAGUGCGGAUUGGGAGCUCUGGUUGAUUUCACUAAAGAAGAUUUCAUUGGAAAAUCGGCUGCUUUGGAGUUGAGUAAACAAAACUUCAGUCGCAGACUGGAGUUACUAACGUUCGAUCCUGCCGACAAUCCUCAAGUGCCUCUUGAGUGGAAGAGCCUUCCAUUUGGAAUGGAAGUAGUUCGUCGAGAAGGUCAUGAAGAGCGUAUUGGGCAGAUCACUUCUGGUUCAUAUAGUGUUCGCCUUCGACGACCGAUAGCUUUUGCAUGGAUCGACAACGAAGUACAAUCGAGCGAAAGACUGUCGGUGGACAUUGGAUCAGAGCGUAUGUUGAUUGCAAGAAUUCUCGAGAAUAUUCCUCACGAUCCCAUUCAGUAA